Messenger RNA from Pangasianodon hypophthalmus (striped catfish), 5942 nucleotides. RefSeq names its product MDS1 and EVI1 complex locus (gene mecom). The transcript is spliced from 17 exons. Bases 173 to 3931 code for a protein of 1252 amino acids. Lineage: Eukaryota; Metazoa; Chordata; Actinopteri; Siluriformes; Pangasiidae. The record is from RefSeq and is a predicted model, not a curated record. Gene Ontology annotation, molecular function: DNA-binding transcription activator activity, RNA polymerase II-specific; RNA polymerase II cis-regulatory region sequence-specific DNA binding; protein binding. Gene Ontology annotation, biological process: regulation of transcription by RNA polymerase II. Gene Ontology annotation, cellular component: nucleus.
AAGGUGUCCAAACUGACAAUGCUGGAGAGAUAGCGCGUUUGGAUUGAGAAGUAGAAGAAGAAGAAGAAGUAGAAGAAGAAGAAGAAGAAGAAGGGGGGUAAAAAAAAAAGGACAGAAGAAAAAGUGAAGAGAGAGUCCGACGCGAGCGACGCCGUGAAGACGUCCAGGCAGCAUGAGGUCCAAGAGCAGGGCGAGGAAGCUGACCACCGGUGAUGAAGGUGACUUCCCACUUUUCCCCUCUGAUGUCCUGGAGGAAGCCGGGAGAGCGUCCGACGGAGACCCCAUCCCAUUAAUCACCUCUAACAGCGUCCACUCAUCGAGUGUACUAUGCGAAAGAAGCUCCCCAGUGGACUCUUCUUGCUUCACCACCUCCUUCCACACACCCGUGUACCUGGACGAUGAGGAGGCAGCGCCAUCUUUGCCCCCAGACUUCGAGCUGCGUAAGUCGAGCGUUUCAGCUGGCAGCCUGGGCAUCUGGAGCAAGAGGAGCCUGGAGGUCGGGGAGGAGUUCGGACCCUUUGAGGGAAGUCAUCGUCGACAGGGCUGUGAGGAGGCUGGACUCGAUGGCCGUGUGUCUGAUAGCACAAGCUGGCUAAGACACGUCCAGAUAUCGCCGUCUCCCCACCAGUACAACCUCACAGCUUUUCCAAUACAUGACCAGAUAUUCUACCGUGUGGUGCGCAAAGUUUCUCCGGGUGAAGAACUCGUACUGUUCAUGAAGGCUGAAGAGUUUUCAUGUGAAGCCAUGGCUCCAGAUAUACACGAGGAGCGUCAGUUCCGCUGUGAGGACUGCGAGCAGCUUUUCCCAUCAGGCUCAGAGCUGCUGGAGCAUCAGAACAACUCGUGUUCCAACCGGCCCUCGUCCGGCUUCACGCUGCCCGAGCAGGCCAUCGCGAGUGCCACCGACGAGUGUAAAGAAUGCCAGAGAGUGUUUCCGGAUAGUCAGAGUCUGGAGGCACACUCUCUCUCCCACUCGGAAGAGAGGGAGUACAAAUGUGACCAGUGCCCGAAGGCCUUCAACUGGAAGUCCAACCUGAUUCGCCACCAGAUGUCACAUGACAGCGGCAAGCACUAUGAAUGUGAAAACUGCUCCAAGCAGGUGUUUACAGACCCAAGUAACUUGCAGAGGCACAUCCGCUCGCAGCACGUUGGUGCACGGGCACACGCCUGCCCCGACUGCGGCAAAACCUUCGCCACGUCGUCCGGCCUCAAGCAGCACAAACACAUCCACUCGUCCGUCAAGCCCUUCAUGUGUAAGUCUCUCACCCCCUUCAUAUGCGAGGUAUGCCACAAGUCCUACACCCAGUUCUCAAACCUGUGCAGGCACAAGCGCAUGCAUGCUGACUGUCGGACUCAGAUCAAGUGCAAAGACUGUGGCCAGAUGUUUAGCACCACUUCUUCCCUCAACAAACACCGCCGCUUCUGCGAAGGCAAAAACCAUUUUGCUGCUGCCGCAGGAGGGCUCUUUGGCCCUGGCAUGGCUCUUCCUGGCACUCCUGGAAUGGACAAGUCCGCUCUAGGACUGGGGCCAGGCUCCGGUGGUUUGGCAGAUUAUUUUGGUCCAAAUCGGCACCAUGGCGGACUAACGUUUCCAGCAGCUCCUGCAGCAUUCCCCUUCAGUUUUCCAGGACUCUUCCCAUCUGGACUGUACCAUCGGCCACCCCUCAUCCCUGCCACAACUCCCAUAAAAAGCCCACCAGCCUUGGAUUUCCAGAAGAGUCCACCAUUAUCCUCGCCUGUGCCUGGGAUGCAAGAGUCCCAGGACCUCCUGAUGAGCCUCCGAAAGCACUCGAUCAAUGGGGAAGGAACAGAAAAUGGGCCAGAGCACCUAAUAGAGGGCUCCGCCACCAAGGCGAGACAAGGCAUCAAGACAAGUGACCAUUCAGAGAGUAGUGACCUGGAUGAUGUUAGCACACCAAGUGGAAGUGAGCUAGAGAGUACUUCCGGGUCAGAACUGGACAGCGAUGCUGAGAGUGACCGGGAUCAAGAAAGGGAUCGGGAAAAUGGGAAAGGACCAAAGAGGAGAUCCAGUAGUCCUACCAUGGGGCAAAGCCCCGCCCGUGGCAGCUCUAACAAUGGCAGUGCUGGCAACAUAAACGGAACCGAUGUGCCACCGCAAGGACUUUUUUCUCCCACUGCGGAUGAGCAUACCGCUGUUUCUGGAGCCGUCAAUGAUUCCAUCAAGGCCAUUGCAUCUAUUGCGGAGAAAUACUUUGGCUCCACAGGACUUGCAGGGCUGCACAAUAAAAAAGGGGACCCAUUGGGAUACCCUGCCAUGUUUCCUCUCCCCUUCUUUCCUGCCUUCUCUCCCCCAGUCUACCCCUUCCAUGAGAGGGAGCAUCUUCGACCUCGAGGCAUCAAAGGAGAGCCAGAGAGUCCAUUGCAAGAAAGCAAGAAGCCACAAGGCAGUACUGCUGAAUCUCCCUUCGACCUCACUACCAAGCGCAAAGAGGAGUGCCUAGCGCAGACCUUUGCCACCUCAAAGCUGGAGGUGCCUCAUAUACUCUCGGCCAACCAGGACCAACCACUGGACCUGAGUUUGGGUGGGCGGAGCCGGAGCACACGCCUAAAAUCAGGGGAGUCACGGAAGAACCACAUAAUUGGAGAGGACAGAAUUGAGACAGAGCCUCCAAAAGCAGACUCCACUAUCCAGCACGCAAGACCCACCCCAUUCUUUAUGGACCCAAUCUACAGCAGGGUUGAGAAGAGAAAAGCGACGGAUCCGUUUGAGGCGCUGAAAGAAAAGUAUAUGCGUCCCACACCAGGCUUCCUCUUCCACCCACAGCUCCGCAUGCCUGAUCAGAGGACCUGGAUGUCGGCGAUAGAAAACAUGGCGGAGAAGUUGGAAGCGUUCGGCCCGUUGAAGUCAGACGCCACUGACAUCAUGCGCUCGGUUCCCUCCAUGUUUGAUUUCCGAGCUCCAGCUACGACGCUGCCCGAAACACUGCUGCGUAAGGGGAAGGAACGCUACACCUGCAGAUACUGCGGCAAAAUAUUCCCACGCUCAGCUAACCUCACACGGCAUCUCAGAACACACACAGGGGAGCAGCCGUACAGGUGUAAGUAUUGCGAUCGUUCGUUCAGUAUCUCGUCAAAUCUGCAGCGCCACAUCAGGAACAUCCACAACAAAGAGAAACCGUUCAAAUGCCACUUGUGUGACCGCUGCUUUGGCCAACAGACCAACCUGGACCGGCACCUCAAAAAACACGAGAACGGUAAUCUGUCAGGCACGGCAAUGUCGUCGCCGCAGUCGGAGCUGGACAGCAGCAGCGCCAUUCUGGAUGAUAAAGAGGACUCGUACUUCAACGAAAUUCGCAACUUCAUCAGCAGCAGCGGCCAGAGCGCUGGCUCACCUCCACACUCCGAUGAAGGUUUAAACAGCGGCCAUUUCGAGGAUGACAAAGCCGUCACUGAUCCAAGGUCACAUGACCUGGAUGAGGAGGAAGGGGAGGAGCCAGGAGUGGAGGAAGAGGAAGCAGAGCUUUGUGACGCCAACAAACCUGCCAACAAAGUGGCGUCUAGCAACCUAGUCGACGACAUCGCCAAUGACAUCAACGAUGACAUCAAUGACGAGCUGGACUACGACGGCGCACCCGAUGGACUGCUGGACUGCAAAUCUUCACCACAGAGGUUUGACGAGGAUGACGAGGAUGAAGAGCACGGUGGAUUCCCUGCGCUGGAUCACAUCCGCCACUUCACCGCAGAAGAGGCGGAGCUCAGUGACAGUGAUGUCACAGGAUUUGACUCCGCCCACCUGCCCGAGGCUGUGAAGCAGCCACUGUACAGGAAGUCCAAGUCACAGGCUUAUGCCAUGAUGUUAUCUCUGGCAGAUAAAGACCCCCUGCCCCCUUCCUCUCACGCUGCCUCGGUGUGGCACACACUCGGACGCGCAGCCGAGUCCAACGCCAUCCAGUCCCUCAGUCACGUAUGAUGUCCUUCACAUCUGACCUCUGUGACCUCUAACUCCAACCACAGGCACUCAGACCAAACUCGGCCUGGAUCAUGCACAGCCCAUACACUGCUGAGUAGAGAGCUUUGUUCUUCUGAAAACACUAAUGUCAGGGUCCAUGGAGUGUAUACACACACAGAGACACACACACACACACACACACACACACGGUAUCCAAUAACACUAGUCAUUUCCUAAUCUGACAUUACACAUUAGAUUGAUUUUAUUCCAAUGAAUGAUUUUUUAAUGAUGGUGAUUUACAAUAUAAGACAAAUGUCUCGAUGAUGAUGAUGAUGAUGAUGAAAGUCAUGCAGAUAGUAGUAAUAAAAAUUGUAUUUAUUCUGUCCAGUUUCUAUGUUUUGCACAGCAACGGCAGCUCAUAAACAGGGGAAAGCUUCAUUAAAGUGUAACACUAUGAUAUUACGAUAUAUUGCAAUAUUUUCCUUUCCGUUGAGUCGCUUAAGGGGCCCUUGAGAGUCUUCCAUAUUAAAAAAGAAAGAAGAAAAACAUUUCACACAGACACACACACACACACACACACACUCACAGAUCGUCAGUCCAUGUUUUGUGUGCGUGAUUGUCAUUUAACAUUGGUCGUAUUCGAUACGUUUUUAUUAUUAUUAUUAUUUUUUAUUAUUAGAUUUGUUUAAUGUAACACACAUCAGCAUCCAAAUCGUAUUAUAAAGCUUGUCUCGCUCUCUCUCUCUCUCACACACACACACACACACACACAAACACACACACACACACAGUUACUGAUGACAUUCCCUUUAAACCAGAAUAAUCUACAACAACCUUUUUAAAAGGGCAGGAUACAACAACGACUGGCGUGUAAAUUAAUUGUAAUAUAUAUAUAUAUAUUAAAAAAUUGGAAUCAUAACAGGUCACAUGGAGGCACUCGUAGAAAAUGAAAUAAAUAAAAAUACAAAAAAAGACGUAAAGAGGACGGUGGGUGUGGGGACUGUUCUCCGAUUCUGUCAAUAAAAGCACUGCAUCUUUAACCUGGUCUCCGCCCAGUCUCUCUGCGCUGUCCAAUGACAGCCGAGACGCAUUUUCUUUAAAAAAAAAAAAAAAAAAUUAAAAAAACAGGUUUUUUUUUUCUUUGGAGAGAGGUUGUAAAAAUAAAUAAUUUUGUUUGUUUUUCUAAACAGAGAAAACCUGUAAAAGUACUGAAGUUUGUAGAAGGAGCUUCUACCGUAGUGUUGUUCUUUAACAGACCGACGUUACCACUACACAGCCUGUGCGCUAGUAGCUAGCUAUUCCAUUCUCGUGUGUUUCAUUUCUAGACAAUCAUGAGUUCGUUGUUUGUUUCAUGGGUUUUUUUUUUUUUGUCUUUCUUCUACUCUCGUUGACGUUAUUGCUGUGUAUGUUGAAAGGUGUAUUUAUUUCCGUAGUUCGUUUACUGAAUAGCACUGCUCUUGAGCUCCCCCUUGUGGUGAAGUGGGAGAACACAAGUUAUGUCUGCGUGCCAGAUAGUAUUAAACCUUCAUCACGUCUUAUACUUCUAAUGAAACUGGUCUAUAUAUAGUUAUUACUUAGGGUUUUUUUUUUUUUUUUUUGGAUGACAUUUAUUAAUUCAAGUGUAAAAUAUUAAAAAUGGGGUAAAAAAAAAAUAAGGAGAGCUUAAAAAUCAAAGUUAUUUCUUCAUAAAAAAAAAAACGCAUGACUGGUCUGGCUUAGAAUUGUAACUUUUUUCUACAGUUGUGUGCAAGCUUGUGUGAUGUUUGGGUCCCUAUUGAGUCGUCGUGCCAAACUCUAUGAUUAAAAAAAAACAGACUUUAUUUGUUUGUCUUCACAUGUUGAAGGACCAGAUUUUUUUUUUUGUUGUUGGUUUGUUUGUUGUCAUUGUUUAUAAUUCCAUUUUUAACGUAAUUGGCAAGUCGAGGUACUUUUGUUCUGAUGCUUUCUACAAUGUAACUGUAAUGCAUUUCAAUUGAGUAAUGUGGGAGGAGCAACUAAGAAAUAAAGGACUCCAGUGUAGACUUGUGCACUC